AUGGAAUACCAAGGUGAGGACACAAUUCCUCAUUUCUCAUGCAUCAUUAAAGUCUCAGAUACAUCCCGAGCAUGAUCUUCAACCUCAAAGAGCCCGGAGAAGUAUUCUCAGGCUUGAAAGAGAGUUAGCAGUGUCUCUUCUCCAAGUUUUAUUAAGAUCAAAGCUGCUGAUGUUUACCAAAAAUCUGAAGGCAACUGAUACCGAUCUGAUGAGCUGAGCGAGUACAAAAACCAACAAACUUCUAAGAUUCGAGGGCGGGAUAUUUACCAAAGUUUACGCUUAAAGUUCAAGGAUUGGAAUGUGCAAAAUUUAAUUCCAAAAGAAAAUGGACCUCUUACAGUUGAAUAUUCAGAUAAAUACACUGAUCUUGCUCCUAUAUGCUUUUUAAAUAAGAACAAGCAGAGAGAAUUAAGAAGUAAAUCCAACCAGAAGAGUUCCAGGAGCUUCCAGAAUGCAACUAUGGUGAUAAACUCUAGUAUUAACAAUCAUGGUGUGGGAACCAAGAGUCUGACAAGCUCCAGGACCCGUUUGGAGCCUGCUCAGUCUCGUGGGAAAAUUAUCAUAGAACCUAAGAAAAGAGUAAUUCAAAAUGCCUCUCACAAAAUGAAGAUCAUUAAUAAUGUUAGGCUCAUAAAAUGUAUAAGACAGAAAAUUAUCACCAAUGAGAUAAAGAUAAAAGAAUCAAGACUUUAAUUGCGAUCAAGAAGGCUAUAGCCGAGAAUAAGAAAUUCUUGAAUGCUAGGAGAAUCAAUCAACUUAAGCAGUUUGAUUUCAGUAAAUUCCUGGUGAAUAGGAAGAAAGACGACACACUUUCAAAAAGGAUACAAGUCCGGGUGCCUAGUAUCCACAACCAAGAGAAAUCAUCACCUAUCAGAAGAUUCAUACGAAGAUCUCAAUCUGUUGAGAAAGCACAGCUUCCAAAGAGGACCUUUUGGAGCUCUAGUAGAUUAAGAAUGAGGUAAUGGCACUUGUAAGAAUUU
Moneuplotes crassus is the source of this 980-nucleotide messenger RNA. The record is from the annotation of a GenBank genome assembly. NCBI's taxonomy places the organism in Eukaryota, Ciliophora, Spirotrichea, Euplotida, Euplotidae.